Scleropages formosus (Asian bonytongue) is the source of this 5570-nucleotide messenger RNA. RefSeq names its product nuclear factor of activated T cells 1 (gene nfatc1). The record is from RefSeq and is a predicted model, not a curated record. Gene Ontology annotation, molecular function: RNA polymerase II cis-regulatory region sequence-specific DNA binding; DNA-binding transcription factor activity, RNA polymerase II-specific; transcription factor binding. Gene Ontology annotation, biological process: cytokine production; regulation of transcription by RNA polymerase II; calcineurin-NFAT signaling cascade. Bases 311 to 3046 code for a protein of 911 amino acids. Gene Ontology annotation, cellular component: transcription regulator complex. Lineage: Eukaryota; Metazoa; Chordata; Actinopteri; Osteoglossiformes; Osteoglossidae. The transcript is spliced from 10 exons.
UGCGUCACUCGCACCCCGGGCUGCAUGGAAACCCGAGUCGGAGAGACGGAGCGAGCAGACGGGGAGCGCGCGCGCGCGCGCGAGACAGAAGCGCACCUCCGCCGGGCAUGAAGUCCCCUUCGCCGCUCCGACGUCUCCCGCGCUUCUCCUAACGAGAAAUUUUCUCUCUUCCCCCUUAUUUUCCCUAAAUGAAAACACUGUUCUCGAGCUCUUUCUUCUUCUUCUUCUUCUUCUUCUUCUUGCUCCUCUUGCCCGCUCGCGCGCUCUAGACCGCGCGGGAUAUACCGAGAGCGCGCUGGCGGCUCGCUGGAUGCAGCAGCAGGACGCCCCCCUGCGGAGGAGCCCGCUCGCGCUGCGCCUCUUCACGAGCCACGGCGCCGGAAUGAAGUCCGCCGAGGAAGAUGCGUACAACUACAGCCCGAACGCCGGUUUAUCAGCUCUAUCGAAUAUAUCGCUCCCGUUGAGCAUGGGCACCGCUUGCCUGCCUGCUCAGUACCACAGCCUGCAGUCCGGCCCCAUCAUCUCCGCAUCCUCCGUCCAUCACAGCGGCUAUGGCGUCCACGAGGACAACGGGGCUGCGAGCUACUACGUGUCGCCCGGCAUACGUCCCAAUGGCGCGCCCGCGCUGGAGAGCCCUCGCAUCGAGAUCACGGCCUACGGGCAGUUCCCCGAGGAUGACAUGGAGGAGAGCAGCGUGCCCGUGUCCAAGCAGGUCAACUCCAUCGUGACGCUGACGCUGCCCAGCGCCGACGGCUACCGGGACCACAGCUGCCUGAGCCCGGCGAGCAGCCUGUCUUCACGCAGCUGCCACUCGGAGGCGUCCUCCUAUGAGUCGGGCAUCUCCUAUACCUAUGACAACUCGCCGCAGAACUCGCCCUGGCAGUCGCCUUGCGUCUCCCCCAAGGGCUCCUCCUCGGUGCACUCGUGCACCCACCUGGGCUCGCCGCACGCCUCCCCCAGCACGUCCCCCCGCGCCAGCGUCAUCGACGACGGCUGGAUGGGCUCGCGCGGCUCGCGCCCCGCCUCGCCCUGCGGCGGCAAGAGGAAGUACAGCUUCAGCGAGGCCCCCUGCAGGCACCAGGCGUACUCCCCGAACCGCUCGCCCACGCCCUCCCCGCAGACGUCGCCCCGCAUCAGCAUCGCGGAUGACGCGUGGCUGCCCAGCACCAACCAGUACACCAACUCGGCCAUCGUGGCCGCCAUCAACGCCCUCAGCACGGACGGGGUGGUGGACCUCACCGAGCCCGUUCCCGUGAAGUCGCGCCGGACGAGCCAGGAGCACGGCACCGGCUUGGCCCUCAAGGUGGAGCCCGGAGAGGAGGACCUGAACCCGGGAGAUGCUGCUCAGGACGACUACUCCGGCCCUCGCGGUCCCUUCAAGAAGGAGAGCUACUGCGGCGGCUUCCUGGAUGUUCCCCAGCACCCGUACUCCUGGCCCAAGCCGAAGCCGUUCAUCAGCAGCCUGCCCUUGCCAGCCCUCGACUGGCAGCUGCCCUCCUGCUCGGGACCCUACAGCCUGCAGAUUGAGGUGCAGCCCAAGUCCCACCAUCGCGCUCACUACGAGACCGAGGGGAGCAGAGGAGCAGUGAAGGCAUCGGCUGGGGGACACCCUGUGGUUCAGCUCCAUGGGUACGUGGAGAGCGAGCCGCUCACCCUGCAACUGUUCAUCGGCACGGCUGACGACCGCCUUCUCCGGCCACACGCCUUCUACCAGGUGCACCGCAUCACGGGCAAGACUGUGUCAACCGCCAGCCAUGAGCUCAUGCAGUCCAACACCAAAGUGCUCGAGAUCCCCCUACUGCCGGAGAACAACAUGCGGGCUGUAAUCGACUGCGCCGGGAUCCUGAAGCUGCGCAACUCGGACAUCGAGCUGAGGAAGGGCGAGACGGACAUCGGGCGCAAGAACACGCGCGUGAGGAUGGUGUUCCGCGUGCACAUGAACCAGCCCAACGGGAGGACGGUGUCGCUGCAGGUCGCCUCCAACCCCAUCGAGUGCUCCCAACGAUCGGCCCAGGAGCUGCCGCUCGUCGAGAAGCAGAGCGUGGACAGCUAUCCGGUCACCGGAGGCAAGAAGAUGCUCCUGAGCGGACACAACUUCCUGCCCGACUCCAAGGUGGUUUUUGUGGAAAAGGCCCAAGAUGGUCACCACAUAUGGGAGGCUGAAGCCAAAGUUCACAAGGACUCCAUGAAGUCGACGAUGUUGCUUUUGGAAAUCCCUCCCUAUCGCAACCUGAGGGUAUCCACCCCCGUGCAGGUGAGCUACUACGUCUGCAACGGCAAGCGGAAGAGGAGCCAAUAUCAGCGCUUCACGUACCUGCCAGCCAACGUUCCGAUCAUAAAAACUGAACCGAACGAUGACUACGAGCCCCUGUCUGGGCAAGGGGAGCCCGCGCUCGGGAUGCAUUCGAAGGCCUACUUUGGCCCUCAGGCGCCGACAUCCGUGGCGCAGCCCGACACCAGGGCCUGCCUGGGGGGAUACUCGCCCUGCCAGCCGAGGCAGCCCGCCGUGCCCUCUCCCUCCCCCAACUCCAGCCCCAAGUUACACGACCUGUCGCUCGCAGCCUAUCCAAAGUGCCUUUCCACUAGCCUGUCCCAGCAUCCUGUGCUGCAGCCCUCUGCCCAGGCCGUGCCCAGCAUCCAGGAGACGCCCGGUGUUUCUCCGAGCCACUCGCCCCUGGCGGUGCUCCAGUCCCCGGUCGGCUCGCACCCAUACCAGCGGGCCGGCCUUUACCCCAACAGCAGUCCCUGCUCCUCCCCCACAUCCCAUCCGUCGACCCCCAGCGGAUCACAUGAGGCCCCGUUUCCCCUGGCGUACAGCCCUCCUCCCCCGCCGCCCGUCAACUCCGGCUCCCCUGCGGCUGCACAGCUGCUGAAAGCGCCCCCCAGGGGCAGCCCUCCGGCCCUGCUGCAGGAGACCAGCCGGCCGCCCGUCCUGCCGGUCAACGUGAAGCAGGAGCCCCAGGAGCUGGACCAGAUGUACUUAGAUGACGUUAAUGAAAUCAUAAAGAAUGAUCUCUCCAGCAUCUCGGUCCACAGUCACGCGUAGUUGUGUGGAAACGCCCGCCGAAGAAGACACACACAGGAAGGCCUUAAAGGAUAAAAAAAAGAAAUCUCUCCAAAAUCGCAAGCAUUAAGAAUUUUUUGACAUCGAAAUCAAUAGAAACCAUUGUCAUCGAACCCAUGACAAUCAAGGCUCGUCUUUUAUAUAAGAGACUGAAUGUCCAGUUUGAGGCCUUACCUCUGUGAAAGAAAUGGUCACGUGCUGUAAAACAGAAUGCUAUUCUGAGGACCAAAAUAUUAUUUCAUUUUAUACGUUUUAUUUCUUUCAAAUUAAUUUGAUGUAUAAUUAGUUUUCCUAACUUGUAAGGGUUCUGGAUGGUACAUUUCGGCAGCGGUUCUUCCAAGAGUCAUCCAAAGACGUGCCUUAGACCAUCACCAACUCAACACAGAACCAUCUUUUAUUUCUAUCAGCCAAGACAGUUUUUUUUUUUUUUAAAUAUAUAUAGUAACAUUAUAUUUCAGAAUGUUUACAUAAAAAUAACAAAAAGCUGGAAAGAAAAUGCAAGGGAUUUUACUUCUUUUGCCUUUACUGUUCUGUCCUACAGUUGGGUUUACAAACGUGUUGGCGGUCAUCUGUUCAAAGUGUACCAAAGCUUAUUCCCUGGUAUGUGCACAACAGUUCCUGCUCAAUUGCUCCACACACUAAUGUGUUGAGCCAGCGGACGCAAGAGGUCGGUCGCCCAGCAUCCCGCAUAAGCUCUCCCCAAGCAUGAACCCGAGCUCUGGAACACGUUCGCGCCUUGAAGCCAACCAUAUAUAUUUGUUAUUGCCACGGCCGAUGAAGUGAGUCAGCGAGUGAGCGGCAGCAGGAGGAACUCCAGCUCUCUGUCCCGACAGCUCUGCAAGAGUCAGGGUGACAUGGAGAAUUCCUCCUUGUUGGCCAAGGGUUAGAGAGAGAGACACUCUGAAGGACUUCCCCUAGACCAGGGUGUAAAAUUCACAAACUACCAGUGAAUAUGCCGCUCGCUUACUAGGUAGUUCAUAGGUUUUCAUCUUGAAUUAGUCUGUAUACAUUGACGCUUCAACUGGGCUCUUGAAAACAUUGUAAUAAGAAAAAAAAAAAAUCUCAACUUGAGCCUGGAAACCCUCAAAGAUCACUUUCUUAUGCAAACAUGUAAAUAGGUGUCUACUUUUAUGAUUCUCAUCUGUAAUGGUUUUUAACAUUUGUUUGUAGGAGGGACAAGUUUGACAGACUAUAACUUUGGGAAACUAUUGUUCUAGACAAUUUUGGCAGUUUUAAACAAUUACAAGUAAGUAGCUACAUAUGCCUUUGAAACAAUGUAUGCACUUUAGAAGCUGAUGGCAACUGGCUCGUUUUCUGAUCAAUACGUUUUGUCAAAGAACCCAAAGACAAGUUGACAAAAGUUAACAGAAUUUUUUUUCUUCUUGUAGAAGAUCGAUGAUCUUCAGCAUUUUCUAGAACUGUAAAUGUGUAUCUUCCUGCAGCAUGUAACUUUUUUUUUUUAGCUUACUAUACUGUUAAAUGGCUAAAUAUAUACCACAAAAUUAUACUAUAACCUCAGUGAAUACAUGAGCUACAGUUAGUUAUAGACAGUAUUGUGCCUUAACCCUAUUUUUUUGUAUCCAGUCAUGAUUGUCACUAACUUUGCUUUCCCAGGCACAAGAUGAAAUGCAUCUCAUAAAUAUUUAUGGGAAUUCAAGUCUUUCAUGCGUACACAUCUACAACACAAACACAUAGAAACCUGUCUAAGCCAUAUUGUCAAUAUUUGCACUUGAUUGAAAACACAAAUAUAAUAUGGCUUUAAGUGCAUAUUAACAUGUAGCAAAGCAACCAUAUAUGUAGUUUCAAGAAGCCUCAUCUGUAUAUUGCUCUUUGCUGCAUUAUCAAUAAACUAGUUUUGACUCCUGUAUAGUUUUUGUGCAAGUGACUGGCUGAAAAUAUUUUUCCAAAUCCCAGGUUAUCCAAAUUUCAUCCCAGGUGAUAAAACCAAACACUUUAAUUUGCAUAUAAAAUAGACCUGUUAAUAUUUUAAAAUGUAAUGUAUUGUGCAUAACUCUAUCGUGUUUUUCCUUAAGUUCCAUUCUUUUGUUGAAGACCAGCAUAUUUCAGAACUCACUUCAAUAUUUUGUACUAAUGCAUUAUGUAAUGCUUUGGAAAAAAAUUGCUCGACCCUCAGUAGGAAAUAAACAGCAAGGUUAAUAUGUCGCUUCAUGAAUCUCUUUAUCAUGUCGAGAUUUCUCUUGCCAAGGCUUCAGUGAAUUAUUGUUAAGCGAGAGCUUGGUGCUUAUGUAUGUUUUUUUUUUUUUUUAAAUAUCCUGCAUCUCAGUAUAAUUUAUGUUGCCUGUUUAACUGUAUCAUGUUUACCAUGCUUUCUACUGUUCUGAAAUGGGUUUAAUAAAUGUCCAGCAGUAUUUGGCUGUGGGAGCAGGACUGAGGGGAGGCAUUCGUUGGCGGCUGGGGCGGGGGGCGCUCUGCCCUGGGACUCUACACCACGCUCUUGUGUCCCAUCUGCCACUUCUGCACUCUUUCUCCCCCCCCCCCCCCCCAC